Molecule: messenger RNA, 207 nt
Organism: Capronia coronata CBS 617.96
Lineage: Eukaryota; Fungi; Ascomycota; Eurotiomycetes; Chaetothyriales; Herpotrichiellaceae
Exons: 3
Coding region: 1-207 (68 amino acids)
Source: RefSeq, a predicted model, not a curated record
AUGGGUGGUCAAAGUCGUGAAGGCGGCAAAGUCAAGCCGCUUAAAGCACCAAAGAAGGAAAAGAGAGAAAUGGACGAGGAUGAAAUCGCCUUCAAGGCCAAGCAAGCCGCAGAUGCCAAAGCACGAAAAGAACUAGCGGAGAAAGCGAAGGGCAAAGGGCCGUUGAACGCCGGCCAACAGGGCAUCAAGAAGAGCGGAAAGAAAUAA